This is a messenger RNA of Naegleria gruberi, 1158 nucleotides long. RefSeq lists its product as uncharacterized. Lineage: Eukaryota; Heterolobosea; Eutetramitea; Acrasida; Naegleriidae. The coding region runs from base 1 to 1158 and encodes 385 amino acids. The transcript has a single exon. The record is from RefSeq and is a predicted model, not a curated record.
AUGCAACAAAAAUUAUCAAUUGGUACCUCAUGUAAUGGCUACAAGUUUAUUACAGUCGCUGAUAUUCAAAUCAAAGAUAUGCAGAUUGAUUCCAAGUCCAAAAAAUCCAAACAGGUAAAAGAAAAAGUUCGACAAAGUAACAAUACUCAAAUGAAGUGUCCGUUUUUACAAAUUAAGGAUUGUGAUAUUUUUGAAAAUUCAACUGUUGAAUUAAUGCAUGGUUCUAUUCAAGGUGAUUUAAGGAGACACCUUAAAAAAUUUUUCAAAUAUUUCAAUUACACCAACAUUUUAAGUGAUUUUCAGUCUGUUAUGGACAAGUAUACAAACAAUCAUGGUAAACCUUUGAAAAUGAUUGCAAAAGAUUACAAUGAUUGUUCAGCAGAUCAUUUUUUGGAAUUCGUGGUUUUUAGUUGCCCAAUUAUGUAUGAUUUUCUUAUUAAUAAUAAGAAUCACUGUGAUGUUUCAUUCAGUUUGAAGAAGAAACAUAUAAUAUGUUGGUCAAAUCACGUAGAAUACGUACUUUCUUUGAUUCAAGAUUUGGUUUCACCUUCAAAUAUUGAAAUUGCAAAAUUGAAACAUUUCAAUUUCAGGAAACAAGUCAUUUCCCUAUAUGGUAAUGGUAAUUUUACAAAUCCUAAUUUUCAUUGGAAUUCUCAUAUUUUUGAAGAUUGUUUGAAGUGGGGAAAUGCCAGGUUCUUCUGGGCAUUGCUUUUUGAAUUGAAACACAAAGUUUUCAAACAAUUUAAUGACUCUUCCAAUCACAAAAAUUUAGAACAACGAGGAGCGAAUUUUGAAAAACUUCAAAAACAAAUUAACAUCAAUUAUCCUUGGGUAAGAAAUCAAUCUGAAAACAAGAAAUGGAUUCCAAUUGUACAAAACAAAGAAUUUAUUUUAUUUAAGGCAAAGGAUGGUUCCUUACUUGUUGGUCAAUUUGUUGAGGUUAAAGAGCAAAGAGUAUAUUUCACCAACAUCAAAAAGUGUCUCUCUUCGGUUCAUCCAAUUAUUGGAUAUAGAUUAAUUGAUUCAAACAUUCAUGUAACAACAGGCUAUGUUGCACUAAAUCAAAUAAUUGGUAAAUGUUUGAUUCAUAAUAUUGCUGGCAAAGAAAUGUUCAACCAAUACUCGUUUUUCAUGAAUUUCCAUAAAGUUAAAUUUUAA